Pieris napi is the source of this 2101-nucleotide messenger RNA. RefSeq lists its product as uncharacterized. The transcript has 3 exons. The record is from RefSeq and is a predicted model, not a curated record. Lineage: Eukaryota; Metazoa; Arthropoda; Insecta; Lepidoptera; Pieridae. Bases 628 to 2031 code for a protein of 467 amino acids.
UAUAAAAAUGUUUAAGCUCACUUAUAUGAAAUUGAAUCCAAAAAUUUGUAUUGUCGAUAUGUCUUGUAGAAAGGGCCUGGUGAUAUAGAAGUGAAACACUGAGAAAUCAAGACUAAUAUGAUCCUUAAUUCAACAAAAUUGUUUUUUGAUCUGAGAAUCUAGUUACCAUUACAUACCAUCUGAGAUCUGCAAAUAUAGUUACCAUUGCCGGUUUCUUUUAUGACUGCACAUGCAGCGGAUUUAUUGGUGAUUCUAUCUACACAGUGCCUGCAGCUAUAGCUUGUGAUUGGUUUUGAAGUUGUCAUUUAAAAUGUUUUUUUUAUGCAUGAUUCUUAUUUAUCUUUUUUUUCUAUUUAUUUAGUAUCGCUAUAUUUUUUAUACAUUUUAAAAAGCAAGUCUUCAGAAUUAACUUUUCAUAGAAUGAGUAUUAAAGCCUUUUUUCAUUAAUGACAGUAGUAAAUAAAUAUUUUAAUUUUUUUGGCAUGUUAUGCCUUAUUAUGACAUCUUUUUUAAUGUCAAACAGCAGCCUAAACUUUAAAAUAUUUUCUAAAAUUCAGUGUAUUUGUAGUGAUGGAAUUCAGCAUAAAACUAAAAAAAUAAGCUUUUGUAAUACCAAUCAAGGAAACUAUGUAUAUCGCAUUGAGAUGGCUUUUUGGCUUAUCUUCGGCUAUGUGGAUAGCCAUGUGUUGUCUUGAUAUUUACUUAAACAGAAUGGGUAUGGUAUCUCCGAGAGAUACGAUACUUCCUCUGUACCAGAACUAUAGUUUUAAUGCAAUGCAAACCGAAAGUACAGCAGAUACAUUUAUUUCGUUACCAGCACAAGAAACGACAAAUUAUUCGUAUUACCAUUAUUUUAUGUUCUUCACAUGUACCAUAAUGUUUAUAAUGCUGCAAAAUAAUGGUAACAUGAACUUUAUUGCUAGAAUAUUGUAUGCCCUAAACAAGCAAUCGAAAAUGUAUUUUGAAACAAUCGGACUAAAAUUGCAUUUAAAUAAAACCGCCAUACAGUGUCGGGCUGCCAUCAGAAAGUAUGCUACCACUGUUUGGGGAAAGAUUUACAAAACCAUCCUCGAAAAAAUUGACUUUUACUAUAAACGACAGAUGUUACAUGCAUCUAAUUCAAUUAAUAACAAUUUACUCUUACUGAAACGAUUUAAAGAAUUAAAUGAGGAACGAAGGAAUUUAGGAAAGCUGUUACUGACAACAAUACGUGAUAACAAAAAUAUCAGAAUGCGAUAUCAAUUAGAAAACCUAGCAAAAAACAGACUUACUCGGUAUAUUGAGGAUACAGAAAGAUUAAUAAAGAAAAACCGAUGUCAAUACGUAAGUUUCCAACAACUUUAUUUAGCAACGCACCAAGAAAAUGUAUUUUUAAAAACCCGUAUUAAAAAACUUGUAAACGAAAGAGACAAUGCAAAAAGAAAUCUUAUAGCCUUAAUAAACGAAGUCUGCAAAUCAAAGAAUAAGGAUUUAAAAGCAUUCUGCUGUAAAUUUAUUGUAGAAACAAAAGAUAAUAUUUUAAAUUCCGAUGUAAAAAGUGAAAUUCGGAAAUUCCUUAAUAAUUCAACAAGUUCCAUAAUAAAACCAGAGGAGGCUGAAACCGUGAAUACUAUUGGGCAAAGCAAUAGUUUGACGAAUAUUGAAUACGACUGUUUUUUAUCACAAGCACCCAAACUCCGAGGGCUUCCUGGCGAAUAUGUUUGGACGGUUAAGGAUAAAGAUGGUUUAAUUGAAAAACUUUACGAAUACAACUUUCAGACUGACUACGACAAUGGAGAUACAAUCAGUAGGAUAAGGCAGUAUUCUGUUUAUUGCGAUAAAGACUGCCUAUUGGAUUACAGAAGCUCGAGCACCAUAGUUAAUGACUACACCACUCAAAACCUAGGAAGAUUCGAUGAUUGUAGAGCUAAAACUAUUAACUACCCGAUAACAAGACAAAGAUUUUUGACUGGAUCCGAAGCAUUUCAAAAAUUUCUUAAAUGUUCAGGAAAUAUAGUACAAUGUUCGACAACAUUGACAUCAAGGAGAUAAUUUUUUUUUUCGAGAAAUAUUAUUUUAAUUAUUGUAAUUUAAUUUAAAUAAAUUCUACUAUAUUGCUUAA